Molecule: messenger RNA, 2295 nt
Organism: Amyelois transitella
Lineage: Eukaryota; Metazoa; Arthropoda; Insecta; Lepidoptera; Pyralidae
Product: unc-112-related protein
Exons: 11
Coding region: 133-2289 (718 amino acids)
Biological process (GO): cell-matrix adhesion; integrin-mediated signaling pathway
Cellular component (GO): cell-substrate junction
Molecular function (GO): integrin binding
Source: RefSeq, a predicted model, not a curated record
UAUUCAUUCAGUCAGUCAAUUCAAGUUCCGCUUUGUGUUCGGUUGUGUUCUGCGUUGCCAAGUUUUCUCCCCGCGAUGCUUUUUCGGAAGUGACAUUGUUUAGUGUAAAGUGAACUAAAACUUAUUUUUAAAAUGCUUGCAGACGGUGAAAUUGUAGGUGAUGGUUCAUGGAACCUCACCAUUUAUGUGACGGACUUGAAUGAAAAGCGUACGAUGGUCGUAAAAGGAGACAUGCACAUCGGUGGGGUUAUGCUAAAACUGACUGAGAGUUUUGGUAAAGAUUUCAAAAAGGACUGGUCAGACCACGCUCUCUGGUGGCCGACCCGAAACAAAUGGCUCUCACGUCCCAAGCAUACCCUUGACCAGUACUCCGUACAUGCCGAUGCCGCUCUCCACUUCACCCCCAUGCACAAACCCCUCAGGAUCCAGCUGCCAGACUUGAGAUACAUCGACUGCAAGAUCGACUUCUCCAUUGACACCUUUAGCGCAGUGAUCCAACUUUGUAAGAGUCUUGGUAUACGGCAUCCAGAAGAGCUCUCACUCUGCUACCCUCUAGAACCGUCGCAUCUCAAACAGAACUAUCAGAACCUCAAAGAAGCGAAACGGAUAAAGACCAGCCAACCAGACACCAACACAUUCAUCGCAGCAGCCAGAGGAUCUUCUAAUAGCCUGGACAGAUCAAAUGGAUUAUGUCCUGCGACACCACCACCGCCAAGAUCGUUAUCUGCCACUCCUGUCGCUUCACAACAGAACGGCACACUCCGUCGUUACGGAAACCACAUCUACAGCACACAAAGCGACGGAUCGAGUGACGGCGGGUACUGCGGUACUCCGCCCCGGGCGGCGUCUUUGGACGCCCUGGACUCGGUCGCUGACCUCUCCCUGGCCGAUUCGCCGUUGGAGCCCGACACACAGUCGAGGGAAUCUCUACUCACUCCCAAAUCUUUGGUGGAACGAGCUAGGAUGAACGUUGGAUGGCUAGACUCAUCCCUGUCCAUCAUGGAGCAGUACGUUCGCGAAUGGGACUGUCUCCAACUUCGCUUCAAGUUCUACUCGUUCUUCGACCUGACAGCGCGUCCCCAAGACGCGCCCAGACUGAACCAGCUGUACCAACAAGCUCGUUGGCAGAUCCUCAACCAGGAGGUCCACUGUACUGAGGAGGAGAUGCUGUUGUUUGCUGCUUUACAGCUCCAAAUCGAACUUCAGACCCUAGCGGGCGGCGGUAUAGACGCGGCGGACGGCGCAGCCUCAAGCCCUGGAGCAGCGCCCGAGGACGAAAUCGAUGCGGCUCUCAGCGAACUACAGGCGCACUUGGAGGGCGGCCCCCCCAUCAGGCCGGACAUCACACAUGUGCCCGAACUGGCUGGAUAUCUUAAAUAUCUCAGGCCAAAGCGCUUCACCCUGAAAUCUUACAAGCGCAGUUGGAUUUCGUGUCGCGACGGCAUCCUCCGCAUUCAUUCGUCACAUGACGCGGCGACCCGAGGCGAUGCUCCCUCUUAUAUGGUGGAAUUGAGGGGCGCUGAGGUGACCCCGGAUGCACACCCGGCGACGGGCCGGUACAGCAUCAAGCUGGAGGUGCCUUCAGAUGACACCAUGCAUGAGAUCUGGCUUAAAUGCGAGAAUGAGGACCAAUAUGCGGAAUGGGUGGCCGCUUGCAGGCUGGGUUCCCGCGGACGUUCGCUCGCAGACUCGGCCUUCACCACGGAGGCGGCCGCGGUGAAGUCCCUCCUAGCUCUGCAACGGCCGCAACCGAAUGCAGCACUUAAUCAGCAUAGUCUGCCCCACUUGGAUCAUCUGCAGCCGGAGAACUAUUUGGCGCCUAAAUAUGUGAAGAAAUUGAAGGGGAGCAAGUUCACCCAACGGGUUCUAGAAAGCCACGCCAACGUCAAAGAUCUCCCGCUACUCGAAGCUAAACUACAGUACAUUAAGACUUGGCAAAACCUACCGGAUUACGGCCAGUCUCUGUUCGUGAUCAGAUUCAUGGGCCAAAGGAAGGAUGAGAUCAUAAGCAUCGCCAACAACCGCAUCAUGAGACUAGACCCUAGCACCGGAGACCAUAUCAAGACUUGGCGGUUUAGCACUAUGAAGGCUUGGAAUGUAAACUGGGAGAUAAGACACAUGAUGGUACAAUUCGAAGAAGGAAAUAUCAUGUUCUCAGUCCAGUCAGCUGAUUGCAAGGUAGUGCACGAGUUCAUCGGUGGAUACAUAUUCCUGUCAAUGCGAUCUAAAGAUGCGAAUCAGACGUUGAACGAAGAUAUGUUCCACAAACUCACUGGAGGAUGGACGUAAAAUAUA